This is a messenger RNA of Nicotiana attenuata, 1186 nucleotides long. RefSeq names its product putative pectate lyase 2. The coding region runs from base 16 to 984 and encodes 322 amino acids. Gene Ontology annotation, molecular function: pectate lyase activity. The transcript is spliced from 4 exons. Lineage: Eukaryota; Viridiplantae; Streptophyta; Magnoliopsida; Solanales; Solanaceae. The record is from RefSeq and is a predicted model, not a curated record.
GGUUAUUCUGGAAAGAUGACUAAUAAUAUUGGAGCGGACACGGUACAAUAUACGGUUACAGAUCCUAGUGACGAUCCCCUGAACCCUAAACCCGGAACCCUCAGAUAUGCAAUGACACAUAUCCAAGGAAAGGUUUGGGUAACAUUCCAAAGAGACAUGACUAUUAGGCUCCAAAAACCCCUCUUAGUUAGCAGUUUCACUACCAUUGAUGGCCGUGGAGUUAAGGUUAACAUUGCUCAUGCUGCUUGUCUAAUGCUUCAAAGGGUGACAAAUGUGAUAAUUCAUGGUCUAAGAAUCCACCAUUGCAAGGCACAAGCAGCAUCAACAGUGUUGGGACCUGAUAAGAAAAUAGUAAAUGUGGGUCCAGUAGAUGGAGAUGCAAUUAGAAUGUUAACUUCUUCCAAGAUUUGGAUUGACCACAAUACCCUUUUCGAUUGUGAAGAUGGUUUAAUUGAUGUCACUCGUGGUUCUACUGAUAUUACCAUUUCCAAUAAUUGGUUUCGGACCCAAAAUAAGGUUAUGUUAUUAGGUCAUGAUGAUGGAUUUCUUAGAGACAAGAACAUGAAGGUUACUGUUGCAUUCAAUUAUUUUGGUCCUAAUUGCAACCAAAGAAUGCCAAGGGUUCGUCAUGGAUAUGCACAUGUGGUCAACAAUCUAUACAAGGGAUGGGGAAAUUACGCAAUAGGGGGAAGCAUGAACCCAAGCAUUAAGAGCCAAGCCAAUUAUUUCAUUGCACCUAAAGGAGGAAAGAAAGAGAUAACAUGGAGAAAGCAGGGUGGAGUUGGUGAAGUAUCAUGGAAUUUCCAAUCUGUUGAAGAUGUAUUUGAGAACGGAGCAUCUUUCAGCGAAUCGGGUUUGGGUCGUGAGUCCGUGAAGCCAAACUAUCUGCCAGAUCAAGCUUUUCCAGUGGAAGAUGGAAAAAAUGUCAAGUCCUUGACAAGAAAUGCUGGUGCUCUGAAAUGUUCCUCUACUUCUACCUGCUGAGUACAAAGCUAAUGUCAAGAUAUUUGGCUUUCUUUUAUUUUGUUUCUGUGAAAAUGGAUAUGUUCCAUAUAAAAUCUCUUCUGAGAAUUGACAAGGGAAUAACGUGGUUUUAGUUAUACAUAGCAGUAUAUAUGUGUAGGGAAUUAACCUCAAAAUAGUAAUUAUACGCAGGUGAUGAGCUAUGUUGUAUGGAUUUUAUUAC